UCCUGAAAAUGUCGUCCCAUUUGACCAUUUUGCCCUCCCGCCAACCAUCUCUCCGGAACCAGGGAAUCUGACGGUGGAGCGGGGCUUAGAGUAAUGUCCGCCUACAGUAUAAAUUCGCUGCGGAGUAAGCAAUAGACAGCAUAGGCAUGCACAGUGACCUCGACAGACUAGAGUGUUCGAUCUAAUAUAUAUAUAUAUAUAUCCAAAAGUUAAUUUUACAUUUGUAUAUAUCGAACAAGGAUUGUCACAAACGGUCCAAAUUCGCCGGCCGGCGAAGUGGGUCGUCAGAUUUUAGCGGAGAAUGGAGGUUGAGAGCGAGAAGCCGCCCUCCGAGGGUAAGGUUUGGAGUCUAUUUCGAAGGUCUUUCCGGCAAACGAGCAUUGCCUCUUCUUCUUCUUCGCAGAACCGAAGUCACCUGCAGCUUCAUCAGCUUGCGGAGGGACAGAAUGUUCGUGUCAAGAACCCUGUUUCGUCCAUGGCGAAAUCUUUUCUUCCCGCCAAGCGCAGGCUUCGUCUCGAUCCUCCAAAUAAGCUCUUCUUUCCCUAUGAACCAGGCAAACAAGCCAGGAGCGCCAUUAGGAUUAAAAACGCUAGUAGGUCUCAUGCAGCUUUCAAGUUUCAAACAACAGCUCCGAAGAGCUGCUACAUGCGCCCCCCUGGGGGAAUACUUGCUCCAGGCGAAAGUCUUAUUGCAACUGUGUUCAAGUUUGUAGAGCAUCCAGAAAACAAUGAGAAACUUGUGGAGCAGAGGAGCAGGGUUAAGUUCAAGAUCAUGAGUUUAAAAGUCAAAGGAGGAACAGACUAUGUACCAGAGCUGUUUGAUGAGUGUAAAGAUCAAGUAGCAGUUGAACAGAUUUUGCGUGUUGUGUUCAUUGACCCGGAACGCCCUAGCCCUGCCUUGGAGAAACUUAAACGGCAGUUGGCGGAGGCAGAGGCUGAACUUGAGGUACGCAAGCAACCUCCAGAAGAUGCAGCCCCACGAAUCUUUGGGGAAGGACUUGUUAUAGAUGAAUGGGUGAGAUUCGAAGUAUAUUGUUUUCUGAGUACUUUUCAAUGCUUUCACCUGAAAUUGUUUUAAAUAAUGUUCUAUUCUUUCCUUCUUUCUUUCUAUCCUUUUUUUCCUUUUUUUUUUUUUUGUUUUGGAGUAGAAAGAAAGGAGGGAAAGAUACCUCGCUCGGCAGCAGGUUGAAGGAGUUGAUUCGGUGUAAAGUGUGAAUUUUUUCACCCAAAGGAACAGUCAGUGUGUGUUAACGGGGGAGGGAGAUGUGGAUAAGUGUGUAUCUGGUUUAAGAUGCUUGAUUCUGGUUAUACCCUCCUUGUAGAUGGAAAAGUUUUGAUCAGAAAUGAAGUUGUCAUAUCUGUCAAUGCAGUGUUUCUUGAUUCUUCAUACUUAUUGACCUUUAAUUUUCUGCAAGUUGGCAUUGGGGCUCCCUAUUGCAAAGUUUCUGAACGCUGAAUCCAAUAUAUUUGCCUGCUUCAAGGAUGCUUGUAUGAUAAUGGGGUUGUUUUCAUUU
Molecule: messenger RNA, 1514 nt
Organism: Malania oleifera
Lineage: Eukaryota; Viridiplantae; Streptophyta; Magnoliopsida; Santalales; Ximeniaceae
Product: vesicle-associated protein 4-2-like
Exons: 6
Coding region: 302-1078 (258 amino acids)
Biological process (GO): endoplasmic reticulum membrane organization
Cellular component (GO): plasma membrane; endoplasmic reticulum membrane
Source: RefSeq, a predicted model, not a curated record